CUAACGUACUGGGUAUCAGUGUUACGAGUCGGUAUCGGGAACGUCGGCGGUGAUAUGCCGAUUCUACCCUUCGAAGAUGGGCUUCUGUUUCCUUGUAAGGGUAUAUCUCUCGUCACCUUUGUGACCUCCAAGUCUAAAGUUUUCCUGGGUUCUCAAUUCUUUGUUUCUUCAAAACGAAGUUAUCCCUUUCUCUCUACAGCGAGCUUAAAUCUCUGCUCAAGUCAAGCCCCAUAAGAGGAUGGGAGGAAGUACCGAUUAUGAUGAUUGGGAGUUCACAUCUUCGAGUUCUGAUGAUAUUCGAACUUUAGUCUUACUUGGACGAACUGGAAAUGGUAAAAGUGCGACUGGUAAUAGCAUUAUCAGGGAGAGAAAAUUCAAGUCAAUGUCUAGCUCGUCUGGUGUCACAAGCACUUGCCAGCUCGAGCAGACCAUUUUGAGGGAUGGACAGAUUAUUAAUGUUAUUGACACUCCUGGGUUGUUUGACUAUUCCGGUGACAAUGAAUCAAUUGGAAAGGAAAUUGUUAAAUGCAUUAAUAUGGCCAAGGAUGGUAUUCAUGCUGUUCUUGUAGUUUUCUCAGUUAGAACCCGGUUUUCAAGAGAAGAAGAAUCAGCUGUUGAGAGCUUGUGUAGAUUUUUCGGAAGCGAAUUGACUGACUACAUGAUUGUAGUUUUCACCGGCGGGGAUGAUCUUGAAGAAUCUGAUGAAACUUUGGAUGAUUAUUUAGGCCGUAACUGCCCUGAGCCUUUGAAGAAUGUUCUUGAGAUGUGUGGGAACAGGAAAGUGCUUUUUGAUAAUAAGACGAAAGAUAAAACUAAGAAGGAUUCGCAGUUGAGAGAACUUCUUUCCCUUGUGAACUCUGUGGUAGAUCGGAACUGUGGGAAACCAUACACUGAUGAGAUAUUUUCUGCACUGAAGAAAGGUGCUCUUCAAAUCCGGAAUCAAACUGCAGAAUUUAAUUCAUCGCGAUACUCCAAACAAGAGAUAUCUGAGUUGAACGAUCAAAUGAAAAAAGCAUAUGCUGAGCAACUUAGGCAGAUCACUGAAAUGGUGGAGAUGAAGCUAAAGGAGACGACUCUCAGGCUGGAAGAGCAAUUGGCUAAAGAGCAAGCUGCUCGCUUGGAGGCUGAGAAGAGUGCAAGAGAAGCCCAAGAGCUAUCUAGAUAUGAGAUCAGUAAACUGAGGGAGAGUUUGGAAAAAGCACAGGAGGAGACUGAGAAGCUCCGGAAGGAAGCCAGAGAAAGAGGUUGCUAUAUUCUGUGAAUAUCUUGUGGGUGUUAAUAUCUAUCUAUCUAUCUAUCUCUAUUAUUAGUAGAAAAGUAUCCAUUACUUUUUGGCUUAUGCUGUCUCUUACCUCGUUUUUCCAAACACUUCGGAUAAAAUAAUUGGGUCAUAAAUUUGAUGGCUGCCAUAAAUUCAGUGCAGUUUGACUUUCUCAAAUCAUGUUUAUUUGGUUGCGAUAGUGUCACAACAACCUCUCGAUUGGUCAAAG
Molecule: messenger RNA, 1490 nt
Organism: Cuscuta europaea
Lineage: Eukaryota; Viridiplantae; Streptophyta; Magnoliopsida; Solanales; Convolvulaceae
Source: the annotation of a GenBank genome assembly